UGUACGGAUGUCAGCCUUGAGCAAUAAUGCAAUUCUUGCUCAUUGGCUUGCUUGACAUCAGUUUUGCCUGUGUUUAUGCUUUUUUACAUAGCAAUAAUGAAACCAUUUUACGUUACUCAGUGUUGACUGGAAGCACGGAUGGGCACUUAAUGUCUUGUCCAGUUCGUGAGCCCUGGAUGCAAAGAUUUGCGUGGGCUUUUCAUCCCGGGAGGUGUUGAACUCCGCAGGGGUGUGUAACAUUCGUAUCUGCUGGCUUUGCGGGCUUUUUGUGGCGCGCGUUUGGUGGGCGAGGGGUGUGCGUGUGGUGAUGACGGGAAAAUCCCUGCUGGAAUGUGUCUACCUCUCAGCAAGCACUUCCCAACUGGCGAUACAUUAUCUGAGUCAAUUGUUUACCAGUGGCAAGUAGCGUGUGUAAGAUAUGGCUAAGAAUGUUAUCAAGACGACAAACAGCGGAGCACUUUCGAGUAUGACUUCUGAGGUGGCAUUUUGCGUCCAUUAUGGAUUCCUUUGGCGCAUGUGCUAAUAAAAUUAAUGGAGGUUGGGUGAGCCCUUCAAAACGGCUACUGCAUGUUUCACCGUUGCAUAAUUGUGCUCUAAGAGCGAGUACAGCAUACAAUGAAAUUGUCAAAGCUAUAGCCAAAAACAAGCAGCUUUUUGAAAGGUGGAAUCAGUAUCAGGAUCCAUCUGCAUUGCCCUGCAAAGAAGAGCUUGACUGGACCACAAACGAGCUCCGAAAUGGACUUCGCAGUGUAGAGUGGGACUUGGAAGACUUGGAAGAAACAGUUGCCAUUGUUGAGAAAAAUCCGAGGAAGUUCAGGAUUGAUGACAAAGAAAUAAAGAGUCGAAAAGCCUUCAUUGAGCAAUCCAAGGAUGAAGUCAAGACUAUAAAGGAAGCUGUUUUUGAAAGCAAGUUGAAGAACAAGAAAAUAAGGCCUUCAAGCAUGGAGCUGUUCAACUCUUCUCGCACGGCAAAGUAUACCAGCCUAAAAAAUGAAGUGGAAAGUCCUGUACGGCGGUUAAUGGGUGACACACAGAAGCAGCAACAGGAAUUCCUUGCUGUUCAAGAUGAUGAACUUGAAGGAAUACAAACUUCCGUGGGCAACUUGAAGGCAAUGAGUAAACAGAUUGGGAAUGAACUGGAUGAACAAGCUGUGAUGCUGGACGAACUGGGUCAGGACAUGGAUCAUACGGAGUCUAAAAUGGAUGGUGCGCUAAAAAAGAUGGCAAAGGUGCUUCACAUGUCUAAUGAUCGCAGGCAGUGGGUGGCCAUAGGGGCACUUUCGGGAGUGAUGGUCAUUGUUGUUGCCCUCUUCUUUCUUGUGUAGAGAUCUAGAGUCGCAAAGUGGGCACCCCAGAACAAAGUUUCUCCACUGGAACCGCAAAAGAAAAAAAAAAAGUCAUAACUUGUUUUCCAUUUUGUAAACAAAUCAUUCUGUUAUUAUGGUGAUGUAAAUAUGACACUUCAGCAUUA
This is a messenger RNA of Ornithodoros turicata, 1471 nucleotides long. Its product is annotated as syntaxin-6-like. Gene Ontology annotation, molecular function: SNARE binding; SNAP receptor activity. Lineage: Eukaryota; Metazoa; Arthropoda; Arachnida; Ixodida; Argasidae. The coding region runs from base 498 to 1325 and encodes 275 amino acids. The record is from RefSeq and is a predicted model, not a curated record. Gene Ontology annotation, cellular component: SNARE complex; endomembrane system; synaptic vesicle membrane. The transcript has 7 exons. Gene Ontology annotation, biological process: intracellular protein transport; vesicle fusion; retrograde transport, endosome to Golgi.